GAGUCAGAGCCCAGAGCAGAACCACCAUGGCAGAGAGCAGCGUGGGACUUCCUGGUUCGGUGAAGACGUUGCUCUGCAGCGCCGCCGCCGGCUUCGUGUUCGGAGAAGCUGUGUUGUUCGCGGCCGAACCUGCUCUGACCCAAGAUGGCGUCCUGCUGGGCGCCGCCACGCUGGCCGCGGGCCGGGCCGGGUCCACGGGCGUCACGGUGGUGUCGGCGUGCCUCGUCUUCACCUCGGCGCUGCUGUCGCUGGGCAGCGGCUUCCUGCUGGCCGCCGCCACCAUGAAGCUGCUGGGUCAAGCCGGGGUGAGGCUGCCGUGGCUACCGGAGGCCCUAACGGGGGCCUCGGUGGUUCUGGGCGCCGUCGUCACCGGAGCGCUGGCCGGCCUCCUGCCACCGUGGAUCUACGGAGCAGCUCAGGCCGCCCUGGUUCUGUUCGUCUACUCGUACUCCAACAUCAGCGACAUGACCACGGCCCUGCUCAUCAUCUUCACCACGCUGCACCUCAGCGUCGCCUACGGCCGGAUGGGAGUCUUCGCCGGGCUGUUCUGCAUGGUUCUGACCGUCACGGUGCUCCUGGUCCUCCGAAGAACCUUCACAAAGCGUCUGACCCGAAGACCUGCGUCCAAAGGCGGCUGCAAGCUGCUGGAGAGGAUCGUCUUCUACUCCGUGUUUGUGGGCGUCCUGGGUUUCUGUGUGGGUCUGGGGGCAGGCGAGACGGGAGACGGGUCGGAGGCGGAGGUGGUUCUGAUGCUGCAGUCGGUGCUGUGGGUGGCGUUUCUGUCCGCGGGGCUGCUGGGUGCCGGUCUGGGGACGGUGGCCGUGGUGAGUCUGGGUCCGGAGGCGGCUGGGAAGGUGUCGGUUGGAGCUGCUGCGCUGACGGCGGCGGCUCUGAGGCUCGUCCUGGUCUGGAGCUCCUCUCUGGAGGCCCGCAGCUGCACCGGAGCUGCACUGGGGGCGGCUGCAGCUGCAGGGGUGUCGCUUGGUGCUGCGAGUGUUGCGGCGAAACUCGCGUUCGGGUCCAGAAAUUCAACUUUAAUGGCUUUAGGUUCAGUUACAGCCGGUGUGGUUGUUGCCGUGAAAGUUGUGGCGCUGAAGCCGACCCCGCUGACGACCUCAGAACUGAUCACGGCGAGCCUCGUUGCGGCGGGGGCGUUUGUUCUGGGCGCACCGAAGAGCCCGUUCAACACUCAGGUGAAUCUGCAGGGGGGCCUCCUCACGGGGACGGAGCUAAUUAAAGGCAUCGGCAUGGAGACGGUCACCGCGGCAGCAGCGCCGAUCGGAGCCGGGGCGCUGGGGGCGGCGGCGUUGGGCACCGCGGCCCUGGGGAGGCUGGGAACGCUGGGAGUAGUGGUGGCCGUGCUGCUGGCUCUGGGAAGCGCUCUGAGUGGCAUGAUUGGAAAAUCACCACCGACAACACAAGAGCACAGAGACUGAUUCACAUCCGCUGGUCGCCAACACAACACGGGAUGAAGUGGAUGUAGAACAGAUGGAGGACGACAUCACUGACGUCUGAAAUGAUUCAAAACUGCAGGAUUUCUGAUGAGUUUUGCUCCUUUAUAGAAUCAAAUAUUUUAGAAAGACGAUCAUUAAAGUUCAGGCCCCAAAGUAGAAACUCAAAGCAGCAGAAGUGAGUCCAGCUCUGAUCACCAAAGAACAUGAACAGAAGCCU
Messenger RNA from Stegastes partitus (bicolor damselfish), 1671 nucleotides. RefSeq lists its product as uncharacterized. NCBI's taxonomy places the organism in Eukaryota, Metazoa, Chordata, Actinopteri, Pomacentridae. The transcript has 2 exons. The record is from RefSeq and is a predicted model, not a curated record. Bases 27 to 1436 code for a protein of 469 amino acids.